UUCGGGGCCCGCGUCGCGGGAGUGAGCUCGAAGGCCCGUGCCUGCGCCCCGAGACCGUGCGAGCAGCCUGCAGCGUCUUCCCUGCGCCCCUCGCCGCCGGGGACCAUGGCCUGCCCCGAGUUCGCCUUCCACGUGCCAAGCCUGCAGGAGCUCGCCCGAGUCCUGCAGAAGGGGCUGGAGGAGAACUUCGCCGACGUCCAGGUCUCCGUGGUCGACUGCCCGGACCUGACCCAGGAGCCGUUUGCCUUCCCGGCGAAAGGCAUCUGCGGGAAGACGCGGAUCGCCGAGGUGGGCGGCGUGCCCUACCUGCUGCCACUGGUGAACAGGAGCAGGGUCUACGAUCUCAAUCGGAUUGCCAAGGACAUCAAGCUCCCUGGGGCCUUUAUCCUCGGUGCGGGCGCAGGCCCCUUCCACACGCUUGGCUUCAAUUCUGAGUUCAUGCCCAUUGUCCAGACGGAAGGCGGACACCGGCCUCCCGUGAACGGAAGCUACUUUGCCCACAUCAACCCCGCAGACGGAGGGUGCCUCCUGGAGAAGUACAACGAGAAACACCGCGACUUCGGGUGUGCGCUGCUGGCUAACCUUUUUGCCAGCGAGGGCCAACCUGGAAAGGUCAUCGAGGUGAGAGCCAAAAGGAGGACCGGAAAGCUGAACUUCGUGUCCUGCAUGAGACAGACGCUGGAGAAACACUACGGGGAUAAGCCUGUGGGGCUGGGCGGCACCUUCUUGGUCCAGAAGGGCAGAGUGAAGACCCACAUCAUGCCCGCAGAGUUCUCCUCCUGCCCGCUGAAGUCCGACGAGGAGGUGAACACGUGGCUGCGCUUCUACGAGAUGGCGGCGCCCCUGGUGUGCCUGCCAGUGUUCGUGUCCCGGGACCCGGGCUUCGACCUGCGCCUGGAGCACACGCACUUCUUCAGCCACCACGGGGAGGGCGGCCACUACCACCACGACACCACGCCCGACGCCGUGGAGUACCUGGGCUACUUCUCGCCCGCCGAGCUCCUGUACCGCGUGGACCAGCCGGAGGAGACGCACUCCUUUGGGCGAGACUAGGGGGUGCUCGUGCGCCAGGGGG
Messenger RNA from Talpa occidentalis (Iberian mole), 1075 nucleotides. It is a transcript of the gene BKGD, whose product is annotated as chromosome unknown C11orf54 homolog. Gene Ontology annotation, molecular function: zinc ion binding; hydrolase activity, acting on ester bonds. The transcript is spliced from 9 exons. NCBI's taxonomy places the organism in Eukaryota, Metazoa, Chordata, Mammalia, Eulipotyphla, Talpidae. The coding region runs from base 106 to 1053 and encodes 315 amino acids. Gene Ontology annotation, cellular component: nucleus. The record is from RefSeq and is a predicted model, not a curated record.